Aquila chrysaetos chrysaetos is the source of this 3011-nucleotide messenger RNA. RefSeq names its product isocitrate dehydrogenase (NAD(+)) 3 non-catalytic subunit beta (gene IDH3B). Gene Ontology annotation, biological process: isocitrate metabolic process; tricarboxylic acid cycle. NCBI's taxonomy places the organism in Eukaryota, Metazoa, Chordata, Aves, Accipitriformes, Accipitridae. The coding region runs from base 52 to 1212 and encodes 386 amino acids. The transcript has 12 exons. The record is from RefSeq and is a predicted model, not a curated record. Gene Ontology annotation, cellular component: mitochondrion. Gene Ontology annotation, molecular function: NAD binding; oxidoreductase activity, acting on the CH-OH group of donors, NAD or NADP as acceptor; magnesium ion binding.
CCCGGCCCACUCCGCCUCACGUGGUCCCGCGGUGCAUUGUGGGGCGGUGAGAUGGCGGCGCUCAGCGCGGGCCGGGCGGCGGCCGGGUGUCUCCUGCGUGCCCGCAGCUUCGGGGCCUGGAGGGGCCUGCGUGCCUCCGCUGCGCUCCAGCAGAUCCCGCGGGCCAAGUCAGAAAAUGCGAAGUCUGAGGGUACGUUCCAGGUCACCAUGCUGCCCGGAGACGGGGUGGGCCCGGAGCUCAUGCACGCUGUCAAGGAGGUGUUCAAGGCUGCCAGCGUGCCUGUGGUCUUUGAUGAGCAUCACCUGAGUGAGGUGCAGAACAUGGCAUCAGAAGAAAAACUGGAUCAGGUGGUUGACUCUAUGAAGGAAAGUAAAGUCGCCCUUAUAGGCAAGAUCCACACCCCCAUGGAGUACAAGGGAGAGCUGGCUUCUUACGACAUGAGGCUCAGGCGCAAAUUAGACUUGUUUGCAAACGUUGUUCAUGUGAAGAGCUUACCCGGCUAUAAAACACGCCACAACAACUUGGACCUCGUGAUCAUCCGUGAGCAGACGGAGGGGGAGUACAGCUCUCUGGAACAUGAGAGUGCAAAGGGAGUCAUUGAGUGCCUGAAGAUCAUCACCCGGGCCAAGUCGCAGCGCAUUGCCAAGUUCGCCUUUGACUACGCCACCAAAAAAGGGCGCUCUAAGGUCACGGCUGUGCACAAAGCCAACAUUAUGAAAUUAGGCGAUGGGCUCUUCCUGCAGUGCUGUGAAGAAGUGGCAGAACUGUACCCCAAGAUCAAAUUUGACACCAUGAUCAUUGACAACUGCUGCAUGCAGCUGGUGCAGAACCCCUACCAGUUCGACGUCCUGGUCAUGCCAAACCUCUAUGGGAACAUCAUCGAUAACCUGGCAGCUGGGUUGGUGGGCGGUGCUGGUGUGGUUCCCGGAGAGAGCUACAGCGCGGAGUAUGCCGUGUUCGAGAUGGGCGCCCGCCACCCCUUUGCCCAGGCCGUGGGCAGGAACAUCGCCAAUCCCACUGCCAUGCUGCUCUCAGCCGCCAACAUGCUGCGGCAUCUCAACUUGGAAUUUCACUCCAAUUUGAUCGCAGAUGCGGUGAAGAAGGUGAUCAAAGUCGGGAAAGUUCGGACACGGGACUUGGGCGGUUACUCCACCACUUCUGACUUCGUGAAGUCUGUGAUUGACAACCUGCACCCCCACUAUGGUGCCUAGGAACCCCGCUCGCCCCGGGGAGUCGGGGACUUCACCCUGCAGCCGCUUCCCAUAGCUUACAGCCCGGCAGCGCGUCCUUCCCCCUCCCUGCAGCUCGCCCUGGCCAAGGUUCCCUGCUGCCCUGGGGGAGGAGGAGGAUGAGGAUGGCUCUCCUCCUGCCCAGCCCAGAGCCGAGUAACUACCCCCAGUCACCGCCAGCGGGGAUUGCUGGAGGCACCGAGGGCAGGGUCCUGUUCGGAGCAAGGAUCCGCGGGGUCCCUCUGGUUCGAGUAGGCAGCGUCUUCCCCCCUGUGCCGUCCCUGCAAGGAGGGCGGUGCUGAUCUCGGGGCCGGCUGGGGCGACUCAGGGAGGAACGGGCAGCGGAGGCUCGGCAGGCAGCUCCCAGGGACAGCGGGACCACUGUGACUGUGGGAGCCUUCCCCUGCCCACAGAGGCUUUAGCAAUAAAUGGGACCAUGGGGCUGAGUUCCUGCAGCUGUGACCGCACGAGGGCAAGCUGCUCGUGCAGAGUGAGGGUCCCCUUUCCGGCAAUCCCAUGGGUAGGGAGAGGUGGCUGUGAGGCUUUGUUGCCUCCUGCCUGCUGGGAACUGGUGCAGGGUUGGGGAGAGGGUGGCUGCUCUCUUUGCCCCCCCCCACUGUGAGUUUGUGGCUGGUCUCUGAGAGCCAGGGCAGCGCCUGGGGAGCAGAGGGCUCCAAGCUGAGACCCCAGGUAGGUCAGCACCUCUGUGCGCAGCCAGUGCUUGUCCCUCAGCAGGCAGCACCCUGAGCUCUUUGCCCAGCAGUGUGAACCCCUGGAGCCCUUGUGGCUCGCUGCGGGGGGGGGGGGUGCUGGCGGCCAGCAGCAGUGUGGGGCUGGGCUGUGAAAGCACAUGGUGGGACCAUAGAAGCACUGCCCUGGCUGGUGGCUGCCGGGGCAGGGGACUGUGUGUGUGAGAGAGCGACUGGGACAUGUAUUUAAUGCUGUGCUGUGUACUCAUGUUUGCAAAUAAAGGGUCCAACGCUUUCCCCCCACCCUUGCCCACACAGGUGCCGUUUCCCCCCCACCCCAGCUCUGCCCCUGCCCCACACCACACCAGUGCAGCUCAGGGUUGGCCCAAGGCCUGAGGGGAACCAGGGCAGGUUGUGGAGCAGCUGCCAAGGGGACUUGGCCAGGUCCAGAAGCCGGGCUGGCAGUGCCCACAGGACCCUACCUGCCGUGGUGUGAGCAGGGCUUUGGCCAGGGCUGAGCCCCAGUCCCACACCACCGCUGCCAGCCCCUCACCGUCCCCUCCAGCCUGCUGGGACAGGUGAGCCCAGGGAACAGCUCUGCCUGGAGAGGGGCUGCCGUGACUCCUCUGCUGCUUCAAUUCCACCCCCCCGACUGCAGCGGGGGCUUGGUGUGCUGGAACCAGAGGCAAGAGGCCCAGUAUUUGUGCACACCCAGACACGCACCAAACGGGGUGCACCGAAGCUCAGGGUGGCCAUGGCCCCUCUCGGCUGGCACGGGGCAGGCAGUCUGGACGCUCCCAGCAAGGGCUGCGAAGUUGCCUCAGGGGUGGGCCUCCUGCAGCAACAGCACCCAGCACAAGGCCCGGGGGGAGUCCCUGCUGUGCUGUAGGGACCCCCUCCCUCCUCGCUAACGCUCCCCUCUCCUUGCAGGUGCGCACGGCGGACAUGGGGGGCUACGCCACAUCCUUGGAUUUCACCCAAGCCGUGAUAGCCGCCCUGGAUGUCUAGGGCCCUUCGCCUCGUCCUCCCUGCUCCUGCCGUGCCCACCCGGUAAUUUAUUGCUUCCCUCUAAUAAAAACAGCUUCUGCAGCA